AUGUGCAACUGUGCAAGCCGCAACUGAAUUGAACUCUGUUUUUCGUGGACUUGCUCAACUUAUUAUCUGGGAAUCUCAAUCAAAAAGGAAACUUUGUUUGAAUUUUGUGUUCAUUAUUGAAAAUUCACAUGAAUACGUAGUUGUAAACCGAACUGCGUGGUCAAACAUGGCAAGCCUGCCUUGUUUUCAAGCCAAACUACAUCUACCGAGAGGGCAGCUGGUUUGGACAAAGUUUCAGCGGUUGCACGUAUUGGAAGCCGCCAGAAGUACAGGGGUCGGAGCUUCUACCUACCCGCUGGUGGCGAUAAUUACACGGAGUACAGCAACAUCGACUACGUGCGAUUUAGGGAGUAGAACAAAGGCAAAGCCACAUCAAAAUGACAGCCGUUUAAUGAUUUUUCGUGAGUUCAAACAAAAUUUUAGGAGACAGAGCAUUAGAUCGUACUCAUCUUCCAAUAAAUUUCAUGUUUCAAAGGUUCUUGUUGUUCCCAAAACGACAAGAUACAUGUUUGAGAAACAGCGCUUCGGUGGAGUUGAGACAGAAGAACGAAUCAGACAAAGGCUGAUGGAGAGAGGAUCAGACCUUGAUUUUCUGAAGGAUCGUCAUAGAGUUCACACAGACAAUACAGAGAGGUGCACAGACAUUCUAAAAAAACUUGGUUUAGAGACAAGAACAGUUGAUCGCUACCACUUCAAUGAUGAUGCGGUCAGGUGGGCGGACCUCAUCGUGUCGAUGGGAGGAGAUGGAACAUUCCUCCUUGCUGCAAGUAAAGUUUUGGACCAGACGCCGGUGAUAGGGGUCAAUACUGACCCUCAGGGAUCAGAGGGUCACUUGUGUCUUCCUAACAGAUAUACCUUUCUAUUUGAAGAUGCAUUGAAGAGGAUACUGUCUGGUGAUUUCAGGUGGAUGAGACGUCAGAGGAUACGAGUGACCGUUGAUGGCUGCAUGGUGAACAAAGAUCCCAUUGAUCUCCAUGAGCUUGAGCUUAGUUUCCCAGAGCACUAUCAUACCCACUGCCAGCAGGAGAGGCGCAUGCAUCAGGGACUUGAUUGCAUGGUCAAGGGACCACGAGUACUGCCUGUUAGAGCACUCAACGAGAUCUUCAUUGGAGAGUCAUUGUCUUCCAGAAUGUCUUACUAUGAGAUGUCAGUGGAUGAUGGUCCGAUGGAGAAACAGAAGAGUUCAGGGGUGACCGUUUCAACAGGAACAGGAUCAUCGUCAUGGUCUUUCAACAUCAACAAGCUUUCUUGCCAAAGUGUUAAAGAUAUUCUAAAAAUCACUAAUGAAGAAAUGGGCAGCAAUCUAGCCACAGAGGAUAGCACAGUGGAGAGGAUAGCAGACCGGUUCAAUUCCUCUCUCUUGUUUGAUGGUGCCGACCCUCGUAUGGCAUACACUGUCAGAGAUCCGGUAACAAACAGAGUCUACCAGUCUGACAUGCCUAGGGGCUUUGCAAGGAAGUUACAACUCAGUUUAUGAACUUCAAGAAGACCGGUGACCCAAUGACGACUGUUUCAGGUUGGGGGAAGGAUUCUGUCAGUGUCACAAAGUGGAUGGGGGUAGAAUUGUGCCGCGCCAUCGGGCCAGGAGUACAGGUCACCAGAUUGCCGCUUCAUCUACUGAAGACGCACAUUUCCACCUUCAACAGAGGCUACCUGUAGUUAUUUGAGAAAAAUAAUGUUUGGAAAUUUGACUAUUUAUUUUAAUAAAUUUAUUAAUAAACAAAACUUCUGGAUUGUUUCCAUGAUAUUUUAUAUAUUAAAUCAUUUCUGUCUUUACUUGUCUUGACAUUAAUGUAAAAUCGAUCUAAUAUUUCUCAGAAGGGGGAAAAUUACUUGGGCAAUGAACAAUGCAUCUGAUCUGUUCUUCGUUGCACGAUACACAGGAACCCUCUCUGUGACAAAGUCUCAUGCACUGCAGAUCCAGAACACAGGUUUUCUGAAAGAUAAAGCAUGAUGAACAUUGUAUUUUUUUAAACAGAAUUUGUCAUUUCAUAGUUCAUAAAUUCAAUAUAAAUAUGAUUUAUACAAGGUUUUAAUGAAAUUCACAUCUGCAAUAUCAUAAUUUACCUUCCGAUUCAAGGUGAUAAUUUUUUAACAUUCAUUUUCCUUGCUUUCAAAUACUAUGUUCACUUUUGUAAAUUUAAUAACAAACCCCCAAUAUUGUGGAAUUCAAAGCUUGUUCGAAAGAUAUUAAAUGUUUUUGUCAUAGAAAAAUGGUAAAUUACCUGUACAUUUUGAAAAAUGGAGAUUUGAUAUUUAAUUUGUCUCAUGUAUCUGUCUCUACACACUUAUACCUGCUUAAGUGCUGUUCUGUUUAAUCAUGUAAAAAGCUUGUUCAUUUGUUUGAUUUAUAUUGUAAUUUUUACUUUGAUCAAUAAAGAUUGAAAGAAAACAAAAAUUUACCUUCUGAUACAGCUUCCUCAGCAAGUUCAUCUGGUGAGGUUCCCGAGGUGGUAGUACUCACUGAUGCCAACUGCGAUGUGUCAGCGGUUGAUGAGGUCUGCAUGGCACCAGGAUUGUUCUUUUCACCCACAGCAGAAGGUUUUACUGGUGUGUUGUCUGGGAGUAGAAGCUGAGUUGAGGUCCACUUGCUCACAUAAUCCUUGUUCAAAUCAUCUCCAUUUGUUGUCAUGCAAGGAAUACAAAAGCAUGACAAUGUCCUGUGGAACAACUCUAAUGGACCUCCACCAUUCUUCACACAGGCAAUUUUCCGUGUGUCUUUGACAGCUUUGACUGGGCCUGGUCUUUCAUGGUUGAUGUCACUCAAAGGAAUGUAGAAUUCUCUCCUAAACGGCAUGCAAGGGCCAUCAUUGCGAGUUAGUUCCUCUUUGGCAAAUUUAUAUAGUAACAAAGCAUUGGGUAUUCUUGCAGUUGAAGUACAAACUGCCAUUGAGGCUUUCUGUUUCACUACAGCACUUUCUCCAUCGGAAGGCCCCUUUCCGUGCCUUGCACCAAAGAAAUGGUGAUCUGUUGGGAGCUCUGCAUGGGCGAUAUCUAAGAAGGCAUUGAUCGUGAUCACUUUGAAGUGUGUGUUUUGACACCAUUCACACAAGCAGCCCCUCAAUGUGUUCAACCGCAUGGGCUUAAUGUGCUUUGGGCGUAGCAUGAACUAGACGUCUUUAUUUUAACUUCUGGAUUAGCCUGCUGGAAUUAUUUGAACAAUGAUGAGAUAGGCCUCUGUAACACAGCAGUUGAUCGCAUGGACUUUUUGCUGACAUAUUUCUUGUCGGGUAAUUGGGUUGCCUCAUCUUCAUAAAAUGAUCUAACCAUGACCUUCACCUCAUUGGGUAUGCUGAAUGGAUUGCUGUACUUCUCUUGUUUCUUCAAGUUUGCCAACAGCUUCGGCGUAGCACUGAAUGUAUUUUUUGCAAGAUGCUGCUUUUUUAGCAUUUUCAGACUCUGUAGUGAUGAAGCCAACCUACGUCUUGCAAGUCUUGGUUUUUUUUUGCGUUUAUUACGAUCCUUCUUCAAUUCCAGAGCCACAUUUGUUGUGAUGAUGCUGUCUGUGUCUGUCUUGCUAAGCUUGAUGCCUUUAUCUUGAAGGGCUUUCCGUCUUCUAGGGGUGGAGUGAAUGACAAAAUCACAUAUGGUGUCAGAGAAGAUGGUGGCAUUUGGUGACAGUUUUUUGCAAGUCCGAGAGAGAUAUUUCCGCUUGGCUUCAUGAGAGUGAUGAGGUGUGUCAUUUUUUUUUUUUUUUUUUGCAUUUGCUGCCAUUCUUCCUCUUGCAGUGUUUUCUCAGCGUCUGCAGCUUGUUGCUUUCUUUUUUCAAGUCUGUCCUCCUCUUAUCUCUGUUCUUUUUCUUUCUUUUCUUCCUUGAUUUUCUUUGUCUGUUCUUCAAGCAUCUUCUUUCUGGAAAAUUCUUGCAGUUCUUUGUCUUUGAUUCUAUUUGUCCUUUGCUUCAUAUUGUACUCUUUCCUCUUCUCUGCGGACCAUGUCUCCCUUUGUUUUCUCUUUUCCAUUCUCCACUUUUCUUGCUGCCUUUUCUCUUUUGCUUUCUGACUCUUUGAUUUUGGUUUGUUGUUGUUUUUUGCUAUGGCACGUUCCGCUCUCUGCCUCUCCCUGAACCGCCUCACUCGUUCUCUUGUUAGCUCCCUUUCCCUUUCCAGCUUCUCCCCUUCCAAGGUGGCAUCUCGAUGACGUUUGUAUAUCUGCUCAUGUUUUCUCAACUCUGCAUAUUUCUCGUGCUUGCGUUCUCUCAUGUGAGUUCUCCAAUGCACUUUUUUCUCCUUUGAGCGAACGGUGGCAGUCGAACUAGAAGCCUCAUCAUUUGUACUCCCUCUUGACUGCAACUUUAUCCGAAGAGGUGGAAGAGGUCCCAUGCUUAUCUGAAUUAUGAAAAUUGAAAAAUCAAUUCUUAAAAUCUAUAUAUAUUGCAAUAAAAAUUGACACUGAAAAUAAUCACACAUGAUUUUGCUUUCUGAUAAAACAAACACCCACCCCCUAUCCUAACAUAUAAAUAUAUCAAAAUUUUAAACACACACAAAAAUGGGGGGAAAAAAUAAGAGAAUAAAAAAGAAAAAUAAGUGCUGAAAAGUUUAUCAACAUUCAACACCAUAAGAAAAGUUUUGGGAAGGUAACCAGAACUACAGCUUAGAAUUAAAGAUAAUUGGAAUAAGGCCAUGCAUCAUCAUGCACAAAGCACACCUACUAUGUGUGUUGUGUGUGGGGGGGGUAGUAACAGAAAUUAUUUUGGGGGCCUCGUCUCCAAGAUAAGCUGACAAGCAAAAAAAAGGAAGAAAUUGCCCCCUGGGUGCUGCCACUGGUUCUAAAGUCUCAGUUUUUAUUGCAAAUUCAAAACCGAUGACAAGCAAAAUAUAAAGGGGGGGGGGGCAAUUGCCCGCCUCCCUCAUGCCGCCACUGGUUUUAAAUUUUCAGUUUUUAUUGCAAAUUCAAAUUUGCUUUCUGACUCUUUGAUUUUGUUUGGUCUUUUUGUUUUUGUUUUUACCGUGGCAUGUUCCGCUCUCUGCCUCUCCCUGAACCGCCUCACUCGUUCUCGUGUUAGCUCCCUUUCCCUUUCCAGCUUCUCCCCUUCCAAGGUGGCAUCUCGAUGACGUUUGUAUAUCUGCUCAUGUUUUCUCAACUCUGCAUAUUUCUCUGGCUUGCAUUCUCUCAUAUGAGUUCUCCAAUGCACUUUUUUCUCUGUUGAGCGAGCUGUGGCAGUCGAGCUAGAAGCCUCAUCAUUAGUACUCCCUCUUAACCGCAACUUUAUCCGAAGAGGUCCCAUGCUUUAUAUCUAAAUUAUGAAAAUUGAAAAGUAAAUUCUUAUGAAAAAAACUUGAUUGUGUUACAUUUUCUUUUGUUCACUUGUAAUGUGUAUACAUGUUUUUAAAAUUUCUAUAUAAAUUGCAAUAAAAAUUGGCAUUGAAAAUAUGUAGGGGGCCUAAUCACACACGCUUUUGUUUUCAGAUAAAAAAACACCUACCCCCUAUCCCAACAAAUAAAUAUAUAAAAACUUAAAACAAUGAGAGAAAAAUAAGUGCUGAAAAGUUUAUCAACAUUCAACACCGUAGGAAGUUUUGGGAAGGUUACCAUAACUACAGCUUAGAAUUACCGGUAAUUGGAAUAUGGCCAUGCAUCAUCAUACCAUGUGUGGGGGGGGGGGUAGUAACGGAAAUUAUUUUGGGGCCUCCCCUCCAAGAUCUGACGAGCAAAAAAAGGGGGCAAUUGCCCUCCCCCUGGCCAUGGCGCUGCCACUGCCUGGUUUCUAAAUUAUCAGUUUAUACUGCAAAUUCAAAUUGGAUCAUCAUAUGUGUAAGUUUGAUACCCAUAUUACUGAGAUAUAACUCUGAAUCAGUAGAAGUAAGUCCCAGAUUAGGUACACAUUUCAAAAAGGAUAAAUUUUGUGCCAAAGUUGAGAUGUCAUAUAGGCUACAUCAGACAUAUUAGGGCCUUAGGCUUAGCCUAGCUAGAGGCUAGAGUAGAGCAGUUUCUGAGUCGUCUCGGUCCAUAUCAAAUUUUUGGUGUAAACAAAAUGAACUAAAUUGCGAUUGAAACAUGUUAGCUAGCAUUCAAAACAUGCCUGCACGGAAUUCCAGUAAUAAAAACAUUAUUUUCAUUGGGGCCGUUCAGCAAAUCUGGAACGAAAACGGCGAUGUCUCGAUUACAUUUUUCUUUAAUUACACGGAAAGAUAUAUGUGGGACUGUAGUAAAAGAUUU
Molecule: messenger RNA, 6156 nt
Organism: Lytechinus pictus (painted urchin)
Lineage: Eukaryota; Metazoa; Echinodermata; Echinoidea; Temnopleuroida; Toxopneustidae
Product: NAD kinase 2, mitochondrial-like
Exons: 8
Coding region: 167-1477 (436 amino acids)
Biological process (GO): NADP+ biosynthetic process; NAD+ metabolic process
Cellular component (GO): mitochondrion
Molecular function (GO): NAD+ kinase activity
Source: RefSeq, a predicted model, not a curated record